Messenger RNA from Jatropha curcas, 1438 nucleotides. RefSeq names its product Chalcone and stilbene synthase family protein (gene LAP5). Gene Ontology annotation, molecular function: acyltransferase activity, transferring groups other than amino-acyl groups. Gene Ontology annotation, biological process: polyketide biosynthetic process. Lineage: Eukaryota; Viridiplantae; Streptophyta; Magnoliopsida; Malpighiales; Euphorbiaceae. The record is from RefSeq and is a predicted model, not a curated record.
CUGUCUUUGCUUCAUUGCAAGAUAAAGAGAGCUCAUAUACUAAUAUCUCAAAUAGACCCUGCAAAUAUAUUUGCAUUCAUCUUUUUUGGGAAGAGAAGGAAUUAUGGGGAGCGAAGAGAUUGUACAAACAGGUUUAUCAAAAAAGGCUAAACCUGGCACAGCUACAAUUCUUGCUUUAGGCAAAGCAUUCCCUCAUCAGCUUGUCAUGCAAGAGUUUUUAGUUGAUGGGUAUUUCAAGAAUACCAAUUGUUAUGAUCCAGACCUGAAGCAGAAACUAACUAGACUCUGUCAGACUACAACUGUUAAAACAAGGUAUGUGGUAAUGUCAGAGGAAAUCCUGAACAAGUAUCCUGAACUUGCCAUUGAAGGCAUCCCUACUGUAAAACAACGAUUAGAUAUUUGUAAUGAUGCUGUAACACAAAUGGCAAUUGAAGCUUCAGAAACUUGCAUAAAAAAAUGGGGCAGGCCUAUAUCAGAUAUUACUCACUUGGUUUAUGUUUCUUCAAGCGAAGCUAGGCUACCAGGCGGUGACCUUCACCUAGCAAGAGGUCUAGGACUCAGCCCUGAAACGCAGCGUGUCAUGCUGUAUUUCAUGGGUUGCUCUGGAGGGGUCGCUGGUCUCCGUGUUGCAAAAGACAUAGCUGAAAACAAUCCUGGAAGUAGAGUUUUGCUGGCUACUUCUGAAACUACUAUAAUUGGAUUUAGGCCACCAAAUGCAGAUAGACCAUAUGACUUAGUUGGGGUUGCAUUAUUUGGCGAUGGUGCAGGAGCUAUGAUAAUUGGCACAGACCCAGUUUCUAAUGUUGAAAGUCCACUUUUUGAACUUCAUACAGCAAUUCAGAAUUUCCUGCCUGAUACAGAAAAGAUUAUUGAUGGCAGGAUGACAGAAGAAGGGAUUAGCUUCAAGCUAGCAAGAGAGCUUCCUCAUAUAAUUGAAGAUAAUAUUGAGAGUUUCUGUCAAAAAUUAAUGCGAGGUGCUGGAGUAGGCGAUAAAGGGUACAAUAAUUUUUUCUGGGCAGUUCAUCCUGGAGGACCUGCAAUAUUGAACAGAAUAGAGAAGCGGCUUCAAUUGUUGCCAGAGAAAUUAAAUGCUAGUAGACGAGCUUUGAUGGAUUAUGGUAAUGCUAGUAGCAAUACAAUUGUGUAUGUUCUCGAGUAUAUGAUAGAAGAGAGCUUGAAAAUUAACAAGGAAAAUGAGGAUUGUCAAUGGGGAUUGAUUCUUGCUUUUGGGCCUGGAAUUACCUUGGAAGGAGUUCUUGCCAGAAACCUCAGUGUCUAAGUAUACUGUUGUUCGGUGUCUUAUUGAAUAACCUGGCUCUUCUAAAAUUAUUAAAAACCAGACCAGAAGAGCGGCUAAGAGUCUUUUAUGUAAAUUUCUGGAAUCAAUUGAGUUUUCUUCUACCAAUAGAAUAAACAAAUAAAUUACUACAUUAGUACA